AUGGAGGUCGUGUUUCUGCUCCUGGUCGUCUGUUGGUCUCCUGUUGUUGCUCAGGUUUCUGUCCCCCAGAGGGACGAGGUGAGGACAGAGACAGGGACGGAGGAAGGCGGGCGGGCGGACGUCCCCUCUGACCCGGUCGUCCUCUGGGAUGAGCUGCAGGGCCUGAAGGAUCUGGUCCUGAGCCUGAAGGCGGCGGAGGUGGGUCGGCGUCAGACUCUGCGGAGCGUGGAGAGCCGUCUGAGGGACAGGGAGAUGGAGGCGGAGCAGCAGAGACGCAGCGUGGACGGUCUGACGGAGACACUGAACCAGAACAGGAAAGAGCUCAGGAGCGCCACCCAGAGGGCGGAGGCAGACAGGAAGCUGGAGAUGGACGCCAACUCUGAGCUGAGCAGGAAGGUGGAGGAACUGGAGGAGCAAAACAAAGGUAGGAGAGAGGGGGCGGAGUCAAGUCUAAGAAAAACAGUCAUGUGA
Xyrichtys novacula (pearly razorfish) is the source of this 471-nucleotide messenger RNA. NCBI's taxonomy places the organism in Eukaryota, Metazoa, Chordata, Actinopteri, Labriformes, Labridae. The record is from the annotation of a GenBank genome assembly.